Etheostoma cragini (Arkansas darter) is the source of this 1538-nucleotide messenger RNA. Its product is annotated as protein distal antenna-like. The coding region runs from base 360 to 1046 and encodes 228 amino acids. The record is from RefSeq and is a predicted model, not a curated record. The transcript is spliced from 3 exons. NCBI's taxonomy places the organism in Eukaryota, Metazoa, Chordata, Actinopteri, Perciformes, Percidae.
CUGAAAUGUAUUUAGAGUCUAAACCAAAUUCUUCCCAUUGUUCACACCAAAACCACAAAACACAUGUUUGUGUAUAUAUUCUUUUAUUGUCCUCUAAGAAUUUUAGCACUCUCUAAUUUAGCUGUGUCUGGGGUAUUUAAUGGGUUACUAAGAACUGUUGAGGCAGGGUUGAAGUUGAAUAAUUCUGACAUGAAUCAGAUAAUGAAUUAUUGGUUUAUUGUACCCACACAUCAACAGCCAUAUAAAAAGAUGUCCAAUGCAAGAAGAAAUGAGCAUAUCUGCUGUGCAGGGAAAAGCGGAUACUCAACAUAUCAAGGGCCUACGGCUUGUUUGUUUCAGCAAACAAAGGAGAGACCGCAAUGGCAAUUCUCAGGACUUCACUUUGUGCUUUCCUCAUGGUGACUGUGGCGUUGACCAAACCAAUCUGCCUGAGUGAGGGUGAGGAUUCAUCGGAGUCAUCAGAAUCCAGUGAGCCGAAUUCAUCAGAGGAGACUGCCACCCACGUUGGGCCUUCCCAGGAACCCGUGCAGCCAGCGCAUACAGAGGCAGACAUGCCUAAUGCUACGGAGGGUGCUGCUGUCCUGCUUCCCUCUGCAGAAGCAGGGCAGUCUCCAGCCACCCUGGAGAAGGUCCUGCCAUACCCCGAGGACCCACAAACCUCCACCGAUGCUGACGCGUCGCAACUCAAUCCAGAUGAGCCUUCCCAAACUGCUCUGGGCGUGGACAUUUCUCAGGACAUGCCAUAUUCUGAUCAUGAGCAGGACUCAACCAUAGCUGACACUGUGCACGUGAUGCCAGAUCCAGAGGUCUCACUAGUUGUUAGUGGCACAAAUCAACCUCCACUCACCACCACCACAUACCAAAGAUUCCCCCUGGGAGCCACUCCACCCUCUCCUCCAGACAUCAUCAACCCAACACCUCGGCCGUUCUCCACAGCUCCGUCCCUGACAAUCCCCGUUGAUACCGCCCUGAAUAGUGCCCCUGUCUGUUUCACUUUCCAGUUUUCCACCCCCGAGUCCAAACCCCCUCGAGGAGACAGCAUUUGAUCCUACCAUCCAUUUCACUUUCAUAGUCAUACAAGUUGCUGGUUCUGUCCAUGUUUUUGCUGUACAUAUAGGUCGGGCUGUGUGAAUACUUUUUCAUUCCGUUGCGGCUUGGUAGAAACCUUAUCUCUAUAUUUUGUCAUUUUAAUUUCUUUUCAUGAAUUAAAUUACUUUUUAUAUAGUAUCAAAUCAUAACAGUUAUCUCAAGACACUUUACAGAUUAAGACUGAUAAAUGAAUUGUUUUGGUAACCCAAACUCUUUUUUUCCUUCCAUUUCCUGAAAAGCAACAGUUUUGGACAUCCAAGGUUUUCGUCCAGCUGCAACACAUUGCAAUAUCAAGUCAAAGAUAUCCCCACCACACUGGUAUUUAACUUUCAUUCAACAUGUCCCUCAUUGGUUCUAAUAUUCUUAUAAUGGUGCUAGUGUGCAUGACUGCUUUACAAAUACAAUGGAAAUGUAACAUCUUAAAUGUACUCGUAAGGAGCAGCUAAAAA